UGUGAGGAGAAAUGUUUCCAUUUAAAGGCAAGCUGAGAGGAAAAGGAGGGUUAAAAAGGAGAAGGCAUAAAUGAGACCAGGAAGGAGAGAAAACAAAUUCACAGGGAGAGACCUGAAAACCACUCCCUCCGACCCCAUAGUACAGAAUUCUGCUGUGGGAUCCUGGGAAAGGAUGAGUUUGGGUCAGAAUAGUGGGGAGGAGAAAUAAGUUGUGCUUUACCAACUCCUGUGCCAUCCAAAUCACAGUGCUCGUUAUGUAGGAUAAGCUCAACAUGAAUAUACUUUGUCCUGCAAAAAGGAGAAAAGACUAGGGAACAACCUCCAUAAGGGGAUAAAGGUCUCUCUAUUAAUAUAUUGAGCUAAGUAGGCUUUUAUCCCUAAUCUAGUCCCAGCUCAGUGCAAUAUUUACAUAAAGCUCUAAAGAAAGAUUAUAGACUCAUGGUGGAUAUAAUAAUGACUUGCACCCAAAAAGAUACAUAAAUGAUGUCAUCCAGGACAUAAAUGGUCAGAAAAGCAAAAGCUGGCCAUGUAAUAAAAGUGAUAAAUAAGAGAUGGACAGCCAAAAUGUUGAUGCACUGAUAUCCACAAAAUAGUCAAGUAUCCAGAGCAAGGCCUCCAUAUUAGGCAGAUCUUCUAUGAAAGAUUUGUGGGAGGGUGUGGUCAAGAAUUACACAUGGAUAUAUUAUGAUCUGUACUGAUGGAGUACUUACACCAAUGAGAUCACAAACCUACUGAAAUAUUCAUACCAAGGCAGCAGGUUAAUGGAGUCAUUCAUUCCCUCCACCUCCUUACAUUAGCUGUCAAUGAGGGCCCAGGCUUGGCCACCAUCUCUUUCGGCAGUUGCCAAGUGUCCUGCCCCACAGGACAGCAGCCCUCUGGCUUCCACAUCUACCUCCUCAAGGCAUAACCCUAAGCUGAAGGCCUUGAGGAAAAGGGACCUGAAGAGGGGCAUGUGGGCUGUUACUAGUAUGGAAGGAACCAAACUCUGCAUGAAGAAGAGAAGGAGAGCCAAUUUCCGUCCUGAGGAUCAGGAAGCCUUCUACAGACUUCUUGAGGAUCCUGUCAUCCAGAGUUUCUUGGAGGCUGAUGUUUUCCUAAGAGUGUCUGAUAAGUAUCUGCUCUCUAUGGUGGUUGAAUAUUUUGGCCGAGUGGGACUCCCAGGAGAUUGCUAUAACAGGAUCCACUUCUUUCUGGCCCUCUAUAUUGCCUGUGACAUGGAGGAAGACAACCCUGUCUCUAAGUGGAGCAUCUUUCCUUUUGUGCUUGGAAAGGAAGAUUGGCCCAUCCUCUAUAAGGAAUUCCUGAGGCUACAAGCAGAAUUCUUUCAUGCAAUGGGUGGCAGAGCUUGGGUCACCCCAGAGAUAUGUGAAGAGAUACAGGCCCAGAAUCCACUUCACUGGGUAUGGACCCGAGAAAGGCACUACCUUCCCUAGAUUCUAAAAGUGAAGUGCCUAGGCCAGGAAGGCAGAAGUCACAAGAGCAAGAAGUCAGGACUUCCAGAAACUGAGAAAGAGAGGACAUAAUGGAGAAUCUACCAAAAGAAGUGUUCCAUUGAAAGCAGGAGACCAGGGCUAAGCAGGAACAAUUAAGAAAAAGCCUGAGAAGAGAUCUAGAGAAAAGGUCCUUGUGGUGCUGAAAGAAUACGGGAUUCACUGUGAGAGCUUGGCCUGGCCAGUAGCAACAAGAGACAAAGAAGAGUACAGAGGAAGAGUUAUAAGCCCUGCUUCAGAAAGGAAUCCCAAAGGAAGAGAAUUCUGCCUGUAGUGAGCAACAGUCCCUGCAGCCCAGAGGUGUGAGGUUGAUGAGAAGUUGGGGAAUGGGGGUGGGAAUAAUUCAGUCUGGAUAUGCUUUACUUUACAAAGUAGGUGUAGCCACCAUUUUUUAUAUAAAUUUAACUAUAUUUUAAGCAUAUUAAGAGAUCUGGCUUUUUAGAGAAAGCCUAUUGUGAAAUCUUUUGUAAAGAAAGUGAUCAUCAAUACCACCACCACCACAUUCACACACAUACUCACACAUAUGCAUUACCUCUAGUACCUUAUAUAUCUUUUUUGUAAGUCAAGAUUUUCAUGUAUUGGGUUUACUUAAACAAGGCUGUACCUUUAAUAGAGGGUAAGCUAUCAAGUGCCCAAGGAUCUAAGGUGGUUAAUGCUGUAACUGUUCAAAGAUGUUCAGGAAUUUUCAUUCAGUGGCCUUCACUGCUUCAGGAAUGCCACUGUUUUUAAUGGCACUGUCCCACUAUAGGAGAGUGACUGGCAGGAUAUUGCUAGGAAGAAGACACAAGGGAAGAGGAGUGGACGCUAGGGCACCAUCCUGUCUUACUAUGGAAGGUAUUUGCUUUAUUCCCUGUUUCUGCUUCAUUUAUCCUUUUCUUGUAGCUCCACGGCUGCAGAACAGCAACCAUCUUCCACCCUAUGCCAGCAGUAGCCAAUAGGUUAGUAGCUGCAGAGAGAUGAGUUCAGUUCACCAGCUUCUUUCAGAAAGGAAAGUCACAGGACUCAAGAGACUAUGGAUAGACUACUGCCUGGUCUGGCAACCCUGGCUGAAUGGAACAGCAUUCAGGGUAUGCUUGAACCUUCAAAUAGGCCUAAUCAACUAGCCUCCAAAUCUCUGGUUCACUGGUCGAGGCAUGGAUACUAUGGAAAGAGCAAGUAAUAGCAGGCCUGGAAAGAAAAGAGCACAAGUAGAAAUAAGAAAUGAGAAUUUGCAGGCAGGGACAUAAAUGAAAAGCAAAGAGAAGGAAGAAGAGGAGAAAGUGAGAAUGGAAGAUAGAGAACAGGUACUGGGGGUGGAAAGGGACAGAUAACCAAGGAGGGAAGGCAUACCUUAGGGAAGAGCAAAAAAAGAGAGAGAAGGAGGAACAGAAGAGAAGAAAGGGAAAGGAGAGGAGCAGAUAAGAAAGGAAAAGUGUGAGGAAGAAGAAGAAAGUGAGCAACUGAAGAGGAGGACCAAACUUGGCAGGGCAGAAGGAGAAGUAAUAAGUAUAUGGCAAAUAUAGAAAGGACAGUGGAGAGACUUCUCCAGCUGUUUUUCUUACAGGGAAGCCCUGGACUGGAGUAUCCCAGAAUAUAAUCCAUCAUCCAGUGGAUUUGAUACCUUCUUCUUCUCUUUGGGGUUCUCUACCCUAAGUAUGAGCUAGGCAGGGAGCUCAUGCCUCCCUGUCACAUUUAACAAACUCAAUGAUAUUGAAAGAGUUUUUGUGUCUCAUCCCUUAGGGCUUUUUUAUGGGUAUGUGUAUGUAUGCUAUAUGUUGUUGCCCUUUGGUCUCUACCAAAUAAAUUUCUCUCAUGAAUUUGGAAUAUUUGUAUGGGGUAUUAUUUCAAGGGCCAAUGUAAAGUAACAGGUUGUAUUUUUUGGAUAGCAUCCCUACAAGACAAGAUGUUCUGGAAGCAUUUUCUUUCUGGUUGAAUUCAACAAACAUUUAGAUGUUCACUAUGUAUGAGGGUCUGGGCUAAGUGCAUGGUAUACUUGUAAUGGUUAUAAGAACAGCCUUUAUUCCA
Molecule: messenger RNA, 3494 nt
Organism: Monodelphis domestica (gray short-tailed opossum)
Lineage: Eukaryota; Metazoa; Chordata; Mammalia; Didelphimorphia; Didelphidae
Source: RefSeq, a predicted model, not a curated record